Messenger RNA from Cadophora gregata, 2772 nucleotides. RefSeq lists its product as uncharacterized. The transcript has 4 exons. Gene Ontology annotation, biological process: transmembrane transport. Gene Ontology annotation, cellular component: membrane. NCBI's taxonomy places the organism in Eukaryota, Fungi, Ascomycota, Leotiomycetes, Helotiales, Ploettnerulaceae. Bases 1256 to 2476 code for a protein of 406 amino acids. The record is from RefSeq and is a predicted model, not a curated record. Gene Ontology annotation, molecular function: transmembrane transporter activity.
CCUAAUUUCGGUAUACAUAGACCUGAUAACUCAUAGACCCUUUUCCAAUACUGAGAAGUUACGAACGUAGUCAAGACACCGAGACUGUUAUAUGCCCUCCUCGAAAUGCUCAUGAAGAGGUAUUAAUUAUGCGCACACAUCAGUAAUGUUGAGCAUGGAAUGGCGAGACUAUCGUGCCACAUAUCUAAUUCAUUUGGCUUCCCGUCUUCCACAGAAUCAUAUCAGAUCUCAAGCUCUCGAUAUCUUUUAGAGAAGUUAUGGAGUAGAGAACGCUUUUGUAGGUUCGAACUACAAUACGAGUCGACUCGAACUCCAUGCUAUGCGAGACGGAAUCAUGGAUCCGUUCAACCUGUUUAUGGAAGCUGACAUGGCCCAUCUAUUUCAAGCUCGACCUCUGAGCUUCGGAUUUCUCCAUGACGAUUUAAGAUUUUUGACUAGCAUUCGUUUACGAGGUUAAGCUCAUGAUAAGCCCUAAGUUAUCCGCAUGCCGCAUUUGGCAAGGAUCCUGCAUGCGUAGGCACGCCGGCGUUAUCAACCAUCAAAUCAAAUGAUAACUUUUCUCGCGACGCAGUUGCACCAGCGUGCCCGAGCUGUAUCGACUAGGAUACAGGUGGCCUGGAAGAUAAGGCGAGAUCACUGGCAAUGUUGAGGUGCAGUGGUGUAUUGUCCUACAGAAGCGGGGGAUGUUGGGGGUACAUCUCAUAAAUUGACGUGAUACCCUCAUUGCUUUAACACUGGACAAUCUAUAAAAUCCUUCUUGUAUUCAAAGUUCUGUUUCUUCUCGGCCGGUAGUUUCUAUUUGUUAUCAACUCAUAAUGCCUUCUCAAACAGAUCGUGUCGUCAACGAACGUAGUCUCCAUGUUACCUCUAUCUUUCAGAGGACAGGAGAACACGCUGUCCUCGACCAUGUGGCAGAUAGCGAUGAAAAGGUCUUGACGGCACUUGGGUAUAAGCAGGAAUUCAAACGGGAUUUCUCUAUUUGGUCCUCGUUCUCCGUGUCUUUUUCGAUCCUGGGGCUUUUGCCAUCGGUUGCAUCAACAUUGGGAUACAACCUUGCCUAUAGCGGUCCAGCAGGCGCAGUAUGGGGAUGGGUUGUGGCAGCCGUUCUGAUUCAAUUUGUCGCCUUGGCUAUGGCAGAACUUUGCUCUUCUAUGCCAACUGCAGGAGGACUGUAUUAUGCAAGUGCUGUCCUUGCUCCUGAAGGGUGGGGACCUCUGCUCUCUUGGAUCACAGGCUGGUCCAACUUCGUUGGACUAUGCACAGGACCAUGUUCUGUCAAUUUCGCGCUCUCAGCGAUGAUUCUGACAGCAGUCCAAAUCGGCAACCCAAACUACAUUAUGGAAACCUUCCACGUAUAUCUGCUCAUGGUAGGCUCAUGGUCUUCGAAGGUUUUCUUACAAUGAACUCUACCAAAUUUAUUGGCCAGCUCAACAAAAUCGGAACGAUCGUCAACCUCGUGGUCCUCGUCAUUUUCAUCGUUUGGAUGCCUGCGGGCUCGAUCAACAGACCGAAGACUAACCCCAAUAAUAUUGUCUGGACGUCUGAUGGCAUUGUCAAUGGCACAGAGUGGCCGACUGGAUUUGCGUUCUUGAUGGGCUUCCUUUCUGUGAUCUGGACGAUGUCUGGAUAUGAUGCGCCAUUCCACCUCUCAGAAGAAUGCUCGAACGCGAACAUAGCCAGCCCACGUGCAAUUGUCAUGACUGCUCAAAUGGGCCUCUACUUUGGUUGGGCUAUCAUUCUCGUUAUUGCAUACACGGUGAAGGAUGUACAGGAUGUAGUUGCUGGACAAUAUGGCCAGCCAAUGGGAAGUCUAUGUCUACAGGUUCUAGGACCAAAGGCUGGCUUAGCGAUGUUCUCUCUGAACAUCUUCGCCCAGUUCUUUGUUGGACAAGGUAUCACGGUCGCCUCAUCAAGAGUCGUGUACGCAUAUUCCCGCGACGGCGCUCUUCCAGGAUCUCGCUGGCUCAAGAAGGUCAACAGCCACACCAAAACACCAGUCAAUGCUGUUUGGUUCGUUAUUGCGAUUGGAUGCGUACUUGGGACACUCAUGUUUGCAAGUCCUGUAGCGAUUGGUGCCGUAUUCUCCAUUGGCGCAAUCGCUCAAUACACUACAUUUAUUAUUCCCAUUGGCUUGAAGCUCUUUGUUGUGGGAGACAAGUUCCGGCCAGGUCCUUGGCAUUUAGGUCGUUAUUCGAAGCCUAUCGGUGCCGUCGCCUGCUGCUGGGUUGCACUUAUCAUUCCAGUUCUGUGUUUCCCUUCGGUUCGCGGCCAUGAUCUCACGAAAUUGACAAUGAAUUACACCUGCUUGAUUUAUGGUGGAACAAUGUCUUUAGCGCUGCUCUGGUAUGCGAUCGAUGCCAGGAAAUGGUUCAAGGGUCCAAAGAUUAAUGUCGAGCACAUGAUGAAUGUGAAUACGCCGGAGGAUCGGAGUGAUAGUGUGGAGCAGAUUCCAGAAAAGAAUGGUGAAAAGAUAUGAGGGAGCCGAUUUGGUCAGGCUGGCAUGGUCAGUAGAGUACAGAAUGGACCAGCGGUCACAUGAGACACAAUUUUUCGAGACCGAGACCAAGACCUACCCUGAGCCCAUUACAUCCUGAGAUUGAGAGCAGGAGGCACAAGACUCUUUCAGGCGUUCGAUAUUGACAAAGCACUCCUGCGAUAGAAGAAGCUAUCUAUGCGAAAGAAAUAUACAUCAAAAGAGUACAAUGCAAGGCCAGGAGACAUUGGAGUGGUAGAAGCUUGCAAAAAUAGCAUCUCUCAUUGAAUCCUCUGUAG